This is a messenger RNA of Cuscuta campestris, 3174 nucleotides long. The record is from the annotation of a GenBank genome assembly. Lineage: Eukaryota; Viridiplantae; Streptophyta; Magnoliopsida; Solanales; Convolvulaceae.
AUUAAGGGCCGCCUUGUUGCUCUACAGAAAGGGCAAGCCUUCUUCUUCUUCUUCGACAACCACUUGUUGAUGCAAUCUCGAUGAUACUCAUGUCCGCAUUGAAGUGUUUCGGCCACCGUCUCUUCAUCUUGGUACUCCAGCAGGCAAAUCGAGCACACUUCUGCUUCCUCCCCGUCGUCCUCAACCGGGCCCCAGUGUGUCCUCGUCUCGAAACAACACUUUGACACGUCUUCAGCCUCGCCCGCCGCUAACUCUUCGUUUACGGGAAUUCGAGCCAUGUGCCUAAACAGAACUUCUUGGUGUGGCGGACAACAGUAGCCAUCAACUACUGAAGAUGAAGAAGAAGUAUUAGGCCUCGAGUAAGGCUGGUAGCCUGGGCUUAAACAGCGAUGGGUAGAACUUCCCAUCGCUGUUUGGCAUGGUUCUGGAAAUCAGUUGAGCUGAAGGCUGCUUACCCAUCGAUGGUCAUGCCGCGGAGACGAGGACGCCCCAAGAAGAAGAAGACACUGAGCAAGACUCAGAUACAACUGCGUCUGAGAGCAGGAAGGGGAACGAUCAAUCUGAAUAGCAAGGAGGAUCUUGAGAAGACACCCUCAUCUGUUGGAAAUGGAGAUUUAGGAAAGGAGGUCUUCAAUGAACUCCUCGAUGCUAUUGGUGAAGAUAAUUUCAAUUCCAUCAAAAAAUUUUGGGGAAAAUAUCCCAAAUACAAAGAUGGAGUAUAUGCCGCUUCACGCCAUUUCCCCAUUUCCGAGGAGCGAACAUGGAGGUGUUUCGUUCAAAAGGCAACAAAGCAAUAUGAUGAACUUGAGGUUUACCUGGAUGCACACCAAGUUGAAGUUUUGGCUCACGAGAAUGAAGAAAUGGAAGAAGAGCAAAACCACCAAGUUCAUCACUAUCACCACCACCAAGUUCAUCAACACAACCAAGUUGAUGAGGCGGGACCGUCUAACACAUCGCAAGACAUGGAUGAUGAAGAUGACUCUGAGGAUCCUACAUACGUUGCUAAUUCUAAUAAAGAGAGUUCUUUAGAUGAGUCUGAAGUAUCUGGAUGGGUCUCUAUGUACACACCGGACGUGUACACAGAGGAGCCUAUUAACGUUGCUAAACAAGGAAUUCUAGAUUUUCCGAUCCAUAGGCACGUUGAAGAAGUCUCACUACAACCAACGUUCCGUAUCCCUGAUCUCUGUUACGUUGAUGGCACCCACUUGUAUGGGAAAUAUAAGGGGGUGUUGUUGUUGGCAGUAACAAUGACAACAAAUCAUGAGAUUUACCCCUUAACUUAUUCCCUUAUUGACAAAGAAGAUGGGGACACUUGGAGCUGGUUCAUGAUGCAUUUAAUGCAUUAUGUAGUACCUUUCGAUAAGUUGGUGUGCAUCAUUUCUGAUAGGCACGGGGGCAUUGAUGUAGCUUUCAAUACUAUCCCCCAGUUAAUGGAACAACGUGUCACUAGGAGAUAUUGCCUGCGCCACUUGAGAAAACAGAGCCGCACGAAGGGGUCUUCUAAUCGCCGCUGCUCCGCCGUGCGGCCCGUGCCGCCGCCGCCGUUCGCCGGAGGAGCUGACUGCCGCCACGAGCCGGAGGCCGCUGGGUAGCCGCUGCUCUGCUGCCGAGUUGGCCGACAUCUUCUUUGAGAAUUUGAUUUGUUUAAUUCGCCAAUUAUUCGAGGUCAGAACUUGCACAUCUAACGCUAGAUUUCGUAUAUAUAGAUUUGAAAUUCACGUUCGUAGUUUCGUAUGAUUGAUUACGUGGUUUAAUUGUUAUUAAUUGAAUUAUGAUUCUAAAUUAUGAUUUAUUGAAAUUGAUGAAUCGAUGGAGAACGAGGUACGUUCUCUACCCCUAAUUACGUGAUUACAUGUAUCAUUAGCCCUACGUAUGUUAAAUUAUUGUUAAUCAAUGAAUCAAGGAAACAUGCUUUAUCUCUGUUGGAAUUCCCGACCUACUGUAAGGUAAAACGAACCAGACGGUAACAAGGUACCGAUCGAACGGUACCGAGGUAUCGUACCCCAAUCCCGUGAGCUGCACUACUACCGGUUGCUGAAGCUCGACGGUACACUAGUACCGUGCCGACGGUACCCAAGUACCGCCUGGCGAUACCUAGGUACCGUGACGGGUACCGUACCAACAGUAGGAAUCUCGUUAUUUGUUUGUUUGAUCUGAUUUAGAACCCGAAUUGACUCUGAGCCCUUAUGUGUUGCAUGACGGUAAAUGAAAGGUGUUUACACCCGACAUUAGGCCGCCAUUUGGAUUGCAUGGUGAUUUAUUUAGCUACUUCUACUCUCUUGAUUUGUUGUAAAUGUGGUGUGAUAUGCCUUAAACGGAUAAAGUAAAUUGAGGUUAUUGUUAGCUUGGAUCUGAUUAAUUAAAGUAAGUGAAUGACGUAGGUUACCUAGAAGAACUCUAGGACUAUUUUGUGAGAAUUGAGAUUGUGAAUUGACAAUAGGUUGUAGAGCCUUGUGGACUUAGUCCAGUGGCAUUCAGGUAAAGAUGUACGUACAUGGAAUCUGGGAUCUGAUCCGUAGGAUUGGAGGUUCCACCCAACCGGCGCCGUAGGUACCGGGUUGACCAGAAUCAUGGCCGUAGGUAGUAGUUCUGAUGUCGUAGAAUAGACUUUGAGUCAUGGCCGUAGGUAGUGGCUCUAAGUCUUAAGACGAUACGAAUGUGGAUAAUGAGGAAUUGGCCUUAGCCUAGUAUAGGUUAUGAGCUAGUAUUUGUUAUGAGCUAUUGUAAGAACUUGAAUGUUGAAUUUAUAACUUAUGUAGCUGAAGAAUUGAGGUGAGUAAUAUGUUGCGUGAAUUAUUGAUAUUCUUGAUGUUAUAAAUGUUGUACUUAUGUGCAUGAUAUUGUAUGGAAUUAUGAGCUAGUGGGUUCGUCUCUGUGCGUAGUCGAACGUUAGAUAGUUCUCACUUAGCUUCAAUGCUGAGCGUGUAGCCCUUUUUCCUAUUUGCUACACGUAGGUAAAAUGAAUGAUGAAUAAGGAACUGUUCUGGAGCGCAGCGGGGGCAGAGAGGUGGAUGGAUGCUGGUUGGAGGAGCUAUCUAGUUUAAUUAAUGCAUUUGAAUUAAUUAUGUUUUAAGGGCAAGAACCCAAAGUUGUAUUUGUAUUAAGCUUCCACACCGUUUUGUUAACUCUGAUGGAUAUUUAAAUAUUGUUUUGAAUUAAAUGUUUUUAAAUUGU